Messenger RNA from Zychaea mexicana, 1704 nucleotides. RefSeq lists its product as uncharacterized. Bases 1 to 1704 code for a protein of 567 amino acids. The transcript is spliced from 2 exons. NCBI's taxonomy places the organism in Eukaryota, Fungi, Mucoromycota, Mucoromycetes, Mucorales, Lichtheimiaceae. The record is from RefSeq and is a predicted model, not a curated record.
AUGAGCUCCAGGAGUAGCAGCAGUCAAGUGCCCGGUUUAAACGACGCAUCAUCACCUGAAGAACUUGCUGCUCUUUUAAAGAAAACCUAUGCUACUCUUCGCUCCAAAGAAAAAGAUCUCAAACUUGCUGCAGAACUUGGGUGGUCCCUGAUGGAUAACAAUCUGGAACUCAAAGCAAAACACGACUUCCUGCUUCAGCAACGACGAAACAGUCCGGAACUGAUAGUGAAACCAUCUACCUCAAUUCUGACCAGAUCAAGGGACACACAUGAAAACGCCUCCCAGUGGCUGCAGCGUGUCGAUUCACCCGGCGGAUUCAGCGAUGAUAGCAACAACAGUACCAUGCGACUAAUUCCACGACAACAAGCACACGACGCUAUCGUCCAAAUGCUCACCGAGAAAAACCGAGCCACGCAAGCAUCACUAGACUCAACCUUGGCAGAUCUUAACGCCGCAAGAAUAGCCGGCGGUGAACGAGUACAAUUAUUGAAAGACGAGAUGGUUCGCCUACAACAACAGUUGGAUGCUGCCGCUCAGACUAUUGAAACGAUUGAGCAUCAGCGUCGCGAAGAGACUCAACGUCCCCGAACAGAAUCACCCCUACCAGUAGAUGCCACCGAUGUUGAGCUACUGGCCCAGAUCGACGAAUUAGAGGCAGAAAACCAGCGCCUUUUAGCAACAAAAACAACAGCUCAGACUAAACUAAAUGAAGCAACACAGAAUCUGAGCCGAUGGCAACAAGAAGUAGCAAAUUACGAAGCAAUGGAUGACCAGUACAAAAAGCAACAAGCAGCUUGUCAGCGACAAGCGGAUGAAAUCACACGGCUAACUGGAGCAGUCGAGGAGUACCGAUCACAACUCGCACGAUAUUGUGACCAUUCUAUGGCCGAGCCGGACAAUGACAAUGAAAAAGUCCUAGUUCAACAUCCUACUGACGAUAAUGGACUCAGGCCUCCGACACUCUUACAGCCAUCAAUAAGCACACAAACAAAUCUUCUCAGUGAAUUAGAACGUGCAUGGACUAAAGAGCUCGAGCAAGUACCAUUAGCAACAAUAACAACAACAACACCAGCUAGUAUCACAAGCGUUAAACUCGAUCGUCCACAAGCAUCACAGCAAAAACAACAGUACCAUGAGCAAGAGCAUUAUCAUCAUCAUCAUCAUCAGCAGCAGCAGCAGCAGUCGCCUUUAUCAGUAAACAAUGACGGCAUGUCCUUGACAAAUGAAUAUGUAUCUCUCUUGCCUAAUGAAAUACGUGAUGCAUGGGCCAAAGAGCUUGAUGCAGUUCACCCAUUAAUGACUCGGAUGCCAAGUAACAAACAUUAUUCAUCAGUUGGCAGCAGAAGUGCGACCACCGAUGCGGAUUAUCCAACUUACGAUCCUCCGUCUCCUGCAGCAUCCAUAUCUUGUCCCCCGUCAUUUCAUCCCCCAUCUGUAAAGCACUGCUACGCUGGAGCCGAAUCAAUCUACGCACAGCUAUCCGGAUCCGGUGUAACCGGCGGUCGUGGAAAGGCAUUCAUGGCAACAACAUACCAGUCUCGCCGAAGCCGGCCGUCGUACCAUCACCAUCAUCAGUAUCAACAGUCGAGCUUCUUGGUUAUGGUCAUCCAAAAGAUUUGGGGGUGGUAUCGGUUUUCUUUGAUUCUGUUUCUGGCUGUUCUUAUCAAUCUUUGGCAAGGCCCUGAUGCAAUUUUGGAGAAAUAA